AGAGACAUUAACUAAUAGACGCCUAGCUCACAGGGGAGAUAGGGUUAUGGUUGAUAUUUUACCAAAGAAGAGCAGUUUAAGCAAAAGUACAGAGUUACUUACUGCUUUAGCUAGAUGCUAAAUUAGUCAGUGAGCAAUCUGAAGUGAAAGGAAGGAAAAUGCUAUCCUUGUUUUAGCGUUUUUGUGCAACAUUAGCUCUACUUAGCUAGUUCUCUCAAGCCAAGGCUCUCGAGGAGGCAGCCUCUUCUUUCUUCCACCCCACUCAUUUCUCGCGCCCGGUUAAUGUGACGGGCGGACGGACAUGUGGGUCAGUACUGGAACAGUCGGAAGGACCCUCUCCAUGGAUAUAGACACAGACUAUGAAAGGCCCAAUGUGGAAACUAUUAAAUGUGUGGUGGUAGGGGACAAUGCAGUGGGCAAAACCAGGCUCAUCUGUGCCCGCGCCUGCAAUGCUACCCUCACACAGUACCAGCUGCUCGCCACCCACGUGCCAACCGUCUGGGCCAUCGACCAGUACCGCGUGUGCCAGGAGGUGUUGGAGAGAUCUAGGGAUGUGGUGGAUGAGGUCAGUGUCUCCCUAAGACUAUGGGACACCUUCGGUGACCAUCACAAAGACAGACGCUUCGCUUAUGGCAGGUCUGACGUGGUAGUGCUGUGUUUCUCCCUGGCCAACCCCAACUCCCUGCGUCACGUCCGCACCAUGUGGUACCCUGAGAUCAAGCACUUCUGUCCCCGCACCCCUAUCAUCCUGGUGGGCUGCCAGCUGGACCUGCGCUACGCCGACCUGGAGGCUGUGAACCGCGCCCGCAGACCCCUGGCCAAACCCAUCAAGCCCACAGACAUCCUGCCUCCAGAGAGAGGGCACGAGGUGGCCAAGGAGCUGGGCAUUCCCUACUACGAGACCAGCAUCGUGGCCCAGUUUGGGGUCAAGGAUGUGUUCGACAACGCCAUCCGUUCCGCUCUCAUCUCCCGCCGUCACCUCCAGUUCUGGAAGUCCCACCUGAAGAGAGUCCAGCGGCCCCUCCUCCAGGCCCCCUUCCUGCCCCCCCGGCCCCCACGCCCUGUGGUGGGCAUCCCUGCCCCUCCCAUCGACGGAGAAGCCCCCGACUCUCUCCUCUGCCAGCCGCUAUGCGCCGAUGUCCUCUUCCUACUCCAAGGCGGCGCCAAGCGUGUCUUCGCACACAAAGUGUACCUGGCCACCUCCUGCUCCAAGUUCUACGACCUCUUCACCCUGGAUCUGCUGGCCAUCGAGGCGGAUUGGGAGGGAGAUGAGCGCGCCGAGAGCGGUGAGGAGGAUGAACAGAGUAGGAGAGGUGCCAAAGAGCAGGCAGGGCGUACUAAGAGCUUGGACAUCGAUAAUGAUGGGGAGGGUGGAGCCAGGGGAAUCAAACGGCCACCCAUGCUCCAGCAGGGCUCCCUGAGGACUUCCAAAAGUGAUAACGCCCUCCCCGCCAGGAGCCAGUGCUCCGUGGGGCCCCUGGGGGCCGGCCGUGGCCUUUCAGGCUGGGGGAGGGGCUUCCUGAGUGUAUACCUGGAGCACGUAGCUGACCCCGAGACGGGGCGACCCCGCCUCAUGACCGUGGUCUCCAUGGACGGUCUCAUACAGGAAGAACCCUUCCAGGCAGUGCUGCAGUACCUGUACACAGGCAGUUUGGAUGAGGGCCGUGGGGAUCUGAUGCAGGUGGCCACCAUUGCUGAGCUGCUGGAGGUGUUUGACCUGAGGAUGAUGGUGGCCAAUGUGCUGAAUCGUGAGAGCUUCAUGAAUCAGGAGAUCACCAAGGCCUUCCACGUCCGUCGAGCCAACCGCAUCAAAGAGUGCCUUAGCAAGGGCACCUUCGCUGAUGUGGUGUUCUGCCUGGACGAUGGCUACCUGCCGGCCCACAAGCCUCUGCUCAUCUCCAGCUGUGACUGGAUGGCCGCUAUGUUCCGCGGAUCCUUCAUGGAGAGCUACAUCAAGGAGGUGUCCAUCCCUGACACCAGUAGUGCCUGUAUGCGUGCGGUGUUGGAGUUCCUAUACUGUGGGCUGGUGACGGCCUGUCCUGACUGGGAGCCUAUGGAGCUCAUCGUCCUAUCCAACCGGCUAUGUCUGCCACGCCUCGUUGCCCUCACAGAGCAACAUGUUGUGGAUGAGCUGCUACAGUGUUUGGUGAAGGGAGUAGACAUUGACGGAGAGGUGCUUGCUUACCUGGAAUUGGCUCAGUUCCACAAUGCCAAGCAGCUUUAUACCUGGUGUCUCCAUCACAUCUGCACCAACUACAACAGCGUUUGUCGCAAGUUCCCCAAAGACAUGAAGGUCAUGUCUCCAGAGAACCAGAGGCACUUUGAGAAGCAGCGGUGGCCUCCAGUGUGGUUCCUGAAGGAGGAGGAUCGCUACUUGCGCUCUCAGAAGGAGCGCCAGCGGGAGGAAGAGAUCCUCCGUAAGCAGCACACCAAGAGGGGCUGGUGCUUCUGGAGACACCCGUCCUCCUCACCCCACGUCUCCUGAGGCUGUCGCCCCUCCAUGACCCCUCCUAACCUCAGACUGAGGAGGCCAUGAGCCUACCACCCCUCCAUAACGGGAGAGCCAAGUCUCACCUCUGUAUGAUUGUCUGUGGUUGUACUGGGGACCAGAAGUCCUCACAAGGACCAUUUGGACAACUGGGGACAUUUUGCCAGUCCCCACAAAGAAAAGGGCUAUUUUAAGCUUAGGGGUUAGGUUUAGGGUUACAAUUGGGGUUCAGGUUAGAAUGAAGGUCAGCAGUUAGGUUUAUUUUUAGGGUUUGGGGUUAAGGGUAAGUUUUGGGUUAGGGAAAAUAGGAUUUUGAAUGGGAAUAAAUGUGUUGGUCCACACAAAGGUAGUAAAACAAACGUGUGUGUGUGUGUGUGUGUACACAUAUGUGCGAGGUUCUCCACCCCCACAGCUGGAGGUCAGGCGUGGGCAAUUGUCUAUACCCCAGCUGGCCUCUUCUUGCCAGGCCGCAGUCCAGUGCUGCCUCUUCCCCCUGAGCUCCACCCAGCCACCAACCGGGGGUGAUGGGACUGGGAACAAGGGCUCUCUCUGUCUCUCAGUCACACAGAUGCUAAAGACCAUUCCACAGACCACUGCGAAGACUCCCCUAUGGGGAGGUUACCUCUGCCUUCAAGUCUAUUCAGACUGUUAGAAUACUGGACCAGACCGUUAGCCAGAGGCGUGCCAGCGCUGGUCCAACACACAAGAAGGAAUGUUUCUGUUUGGUUUUGUUUCGCCGUGAGGUCUGGUCAGGGGUAAUGACACACACCACCCAAAGGCACACGCAGUGUUGAAGACCCUGAUGACCAAAAUGGCGGCAGGGAUUUCAAAUUAGAGUAGAGCCGAUCCCAGACCUGGGUGUUUUGCUUCAGAGUCUCUGACCACCACUUAUGCCUGUCUAACUUCUCAUCCAUAGACUUUGUCCUCCAUUUUGGAAAAGUUUGACACCAUUUUGUUUUCUUUCGGGUCUCAUCCCAAUGAAGCUCUGUGUUAGAGGUUUGAAUCCCAAAUGUUGUCCUAGGGUACCUAGACUGUUCUAGAAUCACCUGUCUCAAAGGGAGGGGGAAUAAAGGGGGUAGUCUUAGUUUAGGAACCUGCUCCAGCCCAGCAGAUGGCUGGUGGUUCAAGCACGCAUCAUGACCCCCCCCAACCCCCACAUAACACUAAGAGGAGAGGCCAACAGUGCUGAACAAACUGACCAAAUCAAAGACAUUCAAAGUGAACACUUGAUAGCAAUUCUGGAUCAGAGGGCUGUUUGAUACCACUGCCAUGGGAGGGAGUAAGAAGCAGAACUGAACAGAGUUCUUGCUCUGCCUUGAUUGACCACUAGGGUGCCCCUCAGCCAGCCUGCCUUUACUCAUCCUUACCACAGGGGGCAGCACUGCUCAGGGUACCAUCAUCAACCGUCACCCGGAGCAAACAGGAGUUUUCUCCCCUACCUGUUUAUAUCCUUGAUUCCAGUAGCUUUUGACUUUUUUCUUUUAUUCCAGUUGUAUUUGAAAGGCAACUUUAGCUGUUUGUCCUCACAUAGUGUUGAAAGGUAUUAUACCAAAAAUGAAGCUGUGACAUGUUCUCUCCCUCCUGUCUCCUCUCCUCCUCCGUAACAUGGCAAAUAUGGGAGGAAAGGAAAAAGGGAUUAGGAAAGGAGGAAUAAUCUUUUGAUCCCUGUCUGUAUGUCUUUAAAUCUGUAGUGUCAGGUAAAACCCAAGUGUCACUGCAGCACAUUGUCUUUCACACCUCUAGCUGGAAUUGAAAAUGACACACACACACACACUUACACACACACACACUAACAUACACACACACACACACUUAAGCAUACACACACACAAACUUAAACAUACAUGCACACCUUGUUCCUUUUCGGUCCACUAAUUUUAAAAUGUCAGCCCAGUCCUUCAUCAGUGUUAAUAUGCAGGAACCUGAUCUACAAAGAUAAUGUUACAUUCACAUCUGAUGCACAAAUGUCCUAUGAACGGUUUAGGAUCUCUUGGAAAAGCUUGAGGGGUUUUGGGUUAUUUUUCCUUAUCCAAAGGUGUGUGGCAGUCUAAUAGGCGUUGUGUUAGUGAAUAUAUUCAGAGUAUUAUUCAGUUCAAUGAUGGUCGUUUCAGUAUGAGUAGAGUUGAAUCUUAACAUUAAGUUAAAUACAUCAUUUGCAAUACAGUAUUAGACCAAAUAUUGGACUUACUUUUAGUUUCAGAGUGCAGUUUUAUUUAUUUGUGAGGGAGUGUGAUGUUUCAAUCAGUUGUUAACAAAGAGGAUGCAGUUCCAGCUUUUAGUUGAAUGCUAUUGGAGUUGGAUGUUGAACUGCUGAGGAACUCUUCAUAACCCACUGCACCUUUAAGAUCUCCAUGAAUCCACCACAGUGUAUCAGAACAGGCGUGUUGAAAGAAGAAGAAGAUAACUAGUAAAGCGUUGUUACUGUGUUUUAUUUUCUUCUCUUUAGGAGUGAAUUUGGGGGAAAAACAAGACUUUUUGACACAUUCUUUAUUAAGCACUGUUCUAUUUGUGGCUUUGAGAUUUCAUGUAACAUUUUCAUCAAAUAAUAGGGGCUCUUAUCCAGAGCGAAUAGGGUUGAAUUCUUUGCUCAAGAGCACAUAGGCAAAUUUGUCACCUGGGAUUAGAACAAACAACCUUUCGGUUACUGGUCCAACGCUCUUACCCGCUAGGCUACUUGCCGACGGUGACUAACACCUUACCAACAAAAUAUAGAAGGGAAAAUAACCCAGGCAUCUUAAAAAUAGUCCCAACGCCCCUAUUUAGGGCUGGGAUAUUAGAACAUUCAUCUGGGGUUGACGUGGGGACAUACAGAUGUUUUCACUUCAUGACCCCUUUCUAUGCCCCAAGGAGGAGUUAUUUGAGUCCUACUAAUGGUAGACAUGCCCUACAAAGCCUUCCCUCAUGGUUUGUGCCUUAAACAUGUACAUCCACUAUGAGGAACAGAGUAUACUCUUAAGUGUACAGUGUAGUGUAGUUUUAAGGUAGUUGUAUACAGUUACAGACAGGUUCUGCAAAGGAUAAUAGCUGAACUGAUUGAUUUAGUGUCUGGUUAUGCUAACACACCCAGUCUCACCCCCCACCCAGGCCAGAGAGGCAGGUCUCUCCCUGGUCUGUCUCCUACAACUGAGCCUCCCUCUGGGGCAACAGACCCCAGCCCUCCUGGAGAGACACUGGGUCUGCUGGUGGUCAGUCAACGACAGUCCUUAAAUUAGAAGAUGAAGGGGAUUUCAUAUAUUGUAUGGUCUGUUUCUGGUUGGCAAACUGAUUGAGUCAGUCCUAAACCAGCAGAGGAGCCACUGUAAACCCCUAGAGACCCAGGGUUAGACACCUCUGACCUCGCGGAUACCAAAGCUUACUAUGAGGAUACUGGUUUCCUUGUGUGAAUCAUGGUCAAUACUUGUGGGAUGUGGUUAUUAGUAUUUUUGCAUGGUGGCCUAAUUUUGGCAUUGUAAUGAUACUUUUCUCUUGACUUUUAAUAUUGGAUUGCACUUUUCUUAUUUUCUGUUGUUUUACCUCUGCCUUUAUGUGCUUGGCAUGGACUACUUCUUUCAAAAGUUUAUAAAAAAAACAAUGAUAUUUUGUAGCAUGGGGUCUCCUUUUGUUUUCUAACGGUCCAUGUGGUGUACUUGGUUUUAUUGAGUGGGUGUCUCAUGCUCACGGACAAAGACAAACUGGACUCAGUGGUAUUAUUCAUAGCAUUAGUGGCUGACAUUGAAGCCUGCGUCUAUAUUGUGGGAAGCCUCUUUAGUCAUAAUAUUCUAAUUUUAUAUAAUAUUAUUCUCAGAAAAACAUUGACGGUACACAGGAAUUUGACAGAGAUGUCUUGCUUCUUGUACACUGUUAUAGCAUUGUCUUAGCACUGUUCUGUGGUGUAUUGGAAGCAGCAGGUUAGAUAUGGUUAGGUUAGAUAUGAGACAUGGUGUUCUUGGGUUGCCAGCUGUUGGGCAUGUGGUUGCUCCAGGGAUUGACAGUGCUAGUACAGUACAUAGUUGUAGUUUGCCACUCCAGUUCUAACACUAUAUGAAUCCAUACACCUUGAGAAUGUCCCGUUUAUACAAUGGGCUGCAUUGGGAGCUAAAUGGACUGUUUUGAUUGGACUUGUAAAACGAUUCCUUGGCUUUGACCAGCCACCGAUAGUUGAUAGUUGAGCCACAUUUUCCCCUAGAGGCUCAUUUCUGUAACUUCGCAUUUGGUGUGAGAUGAUGGACUAUCAUUUGAACUGCGGUUACUGCACUACUGUCAUUUAGUCCAGACUCUUUUAUGAUGUCACUUUAACAUCACCCUAGUUCAGAUUAGCUAUAGAGUGUGGUGGUAUAAACUCAAGAAAACAAGAGUGUUCCUAUGAGAAUUUGCUGUAGCAUUGAUUAAGCUAAUAUUUUCUAACAUGACAUUUAUUCAUGGAAAGCAACCAUUGUUGUUUGCCCUUGGCCUGGCGUCUCCUGUGCCUUUUGAGAUAUUCUCACGCUGUUGCCUGUCUCCCCGAGCCCUCCUAUAGGCUUGCCAUAUGCAUGAGGGGGCCUCCAAACCACUGCCUUCUGGGUUCAGGUUGGCACCCAAGCUAAAAACACACGCGCGCACACAUUCAACCAGGCAGCUUUCCUUCUUGUCUCUUAGUGCCUGUGGAUCGACCAGUCUUUCGUAAAUCCUAUGCUGUGUACCAGAGAGGCUCUGCUAAUGAGACCUGCGGUAGUCUACAGUAGUAAGGCACCCGACUUGGGAGCUUACAAAUAUGUCACCCAAACCUUGUUACAUCAUCCAAACAAGCUAAGCUAUAGAUAAUAAACUGUGGAAAAGACAUUGAGAUCCAACAGAUUUCAGAUUUCGUAACAAACUGAUCUUUUGCACUCGGCAGUCUGUCAAGGCCUGCACUUUCCAUCUAUUAUGUAGCCUUUAAACCAUGUGUGUACUAAUACAUUAUUAAACCAAGAUUUACCAGCUUGCCUGAGCAGCCAGAAACAACUUCAAUCCAAAUCUGGCUCCUGCUCUCUCUCUCUCUCUCCUUGGUAAAGGCUCUUUAGACAGAGACUGCGUUUGUGGAGAACUGGGCUCUUAAUUUGAAAUGUAGGGUGGGAGUCCCAUCUGUAAAGACUGAGACACUUCCACAGCAGUACUGUGUCUACCAUUUUGACUCGAAAAGGCAAAACUAACUCCUUUGCUGUAAUGGUAUUCCACAGUUAACUUUGUAAACCCAACCUCCACUUGUUUGACCCAAAGCUAGCUGUUAGCCUAGAGAAUCCUGUCUCGAAAGUGGCCCAGGACAUAGAGCUGGGAGGGGGAGAGACAGGGGCCGUAGUAGGGUGAAUAUGAAUCUCUGCUCUGUGACUUUUCAGUGUGAUUUAUGCAUAUUAUUAUGCACUUUUGUUUCCCCCUUCUAAAUUCAUUUUCCAGUUCAAAGUGAUAUUAACUGCUUGUGUUAAUACAUUUAUGAAACACAACACAACACACCACACAAUACUAAGGGCUUAUAAAAAAAGACAACAAUCAGAAUGUUUUGCUGCUUUUGAAAAAUAAAAAAAUAAUUAUUUAA
Molecule: messenger RNA, 8015 nt
Organism: Oncorhynchus tshawytscha (Chinook salmon)
Lineage: Eukaryota; Metazoa; Chordata; Actinopteri; Salmoniformes; Salmonidae
Gene: rhobtb4
Product: Rho related BTB domain containing 4
Biological process (GO): small GTPase-mediated signal transduction
Molecular function (GO): protein binding; GTP binding; GTPase activity
Source: RefSeq, a predicted model, not a curated record